Melozone crissalis (California towhee) is the source of this 3105-nucleotide messenger RNA. RefSeq names its product pleiotrophin (gene PTN). NCBI's taxonomy places the organism in Eukaryota, Metazoa, Chordata, Aves, Passeriformes, Passerellidae. The coding region runs from base 230 to 727 and encodes 165 amino acids. Gene Ontology annotation, molecular function: growth factor activity. The transcript is spliced from 5 exons. The record is from RefSeq and is a predicted model, not a curated record.
CCUCCUCUCGCCGCCACGCCGCAGCCCGGGCUCCGCCGAGGCGAGGCGCGGAUCAGGUUCCCUGCCUGCAGUAUAAAAACCUCGGCAGAAAGCUCCGGCAGGGGAGAGCGAGCGGAGCCGGGCGUGAGGAGCGCAGGGACGCGCGGCGGCAGACGCGGCCGCUGCUCACCGGGAACGGUCGCGGCUCGCCCCUUUCCGUUGCGGGAGAAGCGCUUUCUGCCGCCACAAAAUGAAGCAGCAACAGCAGCAACGUCGAAUGUUCACUGCUGCCCUCCUGGCACUCGUUUUCCUUCUGGCAGCCGUGAGUACCACUGAGGCUGGCAAGAAAGAGAAACCAGAGAAAAAGGCGAAGAAGUCUGACUGUGGGGAAUGGCAGUGGAGUGUGUGCGUGCCCACCAGCGGUGACUGCGGCCUGGGGACACGCGAGGGCACCCGCACUGGGGCUGAGUGCAAACAAACCACCAAGACUCAGAAGUGUAAGAUUCCCUGCAACUGGAAGAAGCAAUUUGGAGCGGAGUGCAAGUACCAGUUCCAGGCCUGGGGAGAAUGUGACUUGAACACGGCCCUGAAGACUCGGACCGGGAACCUAAAGAGAGCCCUCCAUAACGCUGACUGCCAGAAGACUGUCACAAUCUCAAAGCCCUGUGGGAAGCUUACCAAACCCAAACCUCAAGAAUCCAAGAAGAAGAAAAAGGAAGGCAAGAAACAAGAGAAGAUGCUGGAUUAAUGGAGUCAACUCGGGCAAUGUGAGAAAGGGACAUCAGCAAACAUGAUCAGUUAACAGUUUCAUUUAUACCUAGGCAUCUUAUCUUAAAAUUAUUUAUAGCUUAAUGGUACCAUAGAAGGAAAAAAGCAAACACAGAAAACAAUCCUUUUUUUUUUAUAUUACUUUAGUAUUUUUAAUGUAUAACCCUAACAACAAUUUUUAGAGGCCUGUAAUAAAGGACACCAAACUCAUUUAGAAAAGUAUGUCUAUUGUAUAUUGAAAAUGUAGAGGUUUUUAAAUUUUUUUUUCUCGAGUCUUGCCAUAGGUCUCAGUCUGGUAAUCAGUGCAUGCAAACAGAACCUGAGCCUGUGUGGGGCUCUGCUGAAGCCAGUGGUACCCUGUGUGAACAUAGCACUCUGGCUGGAUGCAUUUCUAUUUAAGAUUGGGACUUUAUAUCUUAAAAAUUGAGGCCUGUUUCUUAAUACCUGAUUACAUCUGCAUAACUGUAUGAAACUGUUUGUUUAAGAAAAGGAUGGGGGCAUUUUGUUGAGUAUUUACAAGUAUGCGAUUUUCUUGGAUGUGUGCUUAAUGUUCAUUCCAAAAUGUCACCAUCUACAGGUAAAAACCAGUAACACUCCUUUCCUUAUCCAUAUUUUGAAUGUUGGCAGUAAAUCUAAAAUCUUUCAACAACUGGACAUAAAAGAGUCCUAAUUUUUCAUGAUUUUCUAGCAAUGAUUUUUCAAAGUGGAAUGAUGACAGAACUUUCCACUUUUCAGCAUAUCAGUGUUGGUGGAUGGUGUCCUCCAUUUCACCUAUCAAAGCUGAAAAAUGCUGUAUUUUAUUUGUUAAUUUUGACAGAAGGGUGAAAAUAAUUUUCAUAAAAGAUCUAGUUGAAAUUGUUGUGAUUCUGCCUAACCCAGCUCUCUUUUGUAUCAGUGGCAAUAUUCCUGGUUAUCUUAAUUAUAGCUGGCUAAAAAAUAGAAUGUCUGGUGGAAAAUAAAAGGAGAAAUCAGUUUGAAAACCACCAGAGGUAGUUCAUCUAUUUGACCAAAAAAGGGACAAAUUGUGGGACCUGAAACCAAUAGGAAUGAAAUAAUUUUUGCUUUAUCUUUCAGUAAAACAGAAGGGAAGUACAAAACCGGUAUCUUUUGCUUUCUUACAUUUUUAUAUAAGCAAAAGACUUGGGAAAAGCUCAGUCAAUAUAAAAUUAGUUGUGAUUUUUUUUAAUAUAGUCUGCAGGGGGAAAAAAGAGAAAAAUUACAACCAGCUGUUUUUCAGUUUGUUCAGUUUUACCUAAUUUAAAUGAUUCUGAAUCCUGAGUGAAGUCACAAAGUAGAAAAAGGAUCUGACAAAUGGCUGGUCUGUCUCAAAGUAAAGGGUUGUUUAAUGAGCUGACAACAAGCAGACCAAAAUUUUUAGAGGAAAACAUAAGGGAUUUCAUUACCCAGGUUAAGUUCAAAAUCAUUGCUUUGGACUUUUAAAUCUUAAAAUUCAGUAGCAAGAAGUAAGCUUUGCCAUUUGUGUGGGCUGCAGGCUGGUCAAGAGGAACAGACUCCCCUGUACUCCUGCAUGGUACCCACUGACUUCAGUGAAGCUGCAGCAGGCUGUGUUCACCUGAGUAAAUCACAUUUCUCUCUUGGGAUUAGCUUGUAGACAAGCAGAGAGUCUUUUUCUUUCCAUACUAACAUCACUCUCCUUUAUUUUGAGAAAGAAAUGUAACAAUUGUAGAGCUUGCCCUCUUUUUUCUCACGCGGAGGGUACAGCUGAUCUGGACUCACGAUGAGGAAACUCCUUCUGUUCCCAAACACUCCUGAAGCCUCCUAGCCAGGGCUGCACAUAGCUUAAGGUAGACUAGCCUCACAAUUCUUUCCCAGACUCCUUGGGUGUGUUUUGCAGUCUGUGUUGAUGUCAUUGUUAUUUUGACCAUGCUGUUAGACAUACCUGAGUCUGUGGGAUAGUUGAAAAUGUCCCCCACACGUGGUGGAGGUGCAAUGACCAAAUCUAAAAUCAUGAAGGCUCAUAUUUAGGUGGUUUUGGGUGCUAUUUGAUUUGUUCAUGGUCUAAUCAGGUCUACCUGUGCUUGUGCCUCAGACUUAAGCUAAUGGUUUGGUAGGUCUGGUUGAAAGCAAAGGGAGAAGGAAACUUUUUUUCACUCACCAAAGGUUUGUCUGUCUACAUGCUGCAUCAGUUCACUUGAAGUGGCUCAACUUUGAGUGCCAACACUGUUGCACCAUUGUCUCACACUGGUUAAUCUAGUCCAUGUUUCAUAGGGAGCUGGCAGGAAUUGGGAAUGAUGUUGAGACCAACACUUUGAUUGUCAUUUAACAAAACUUAGAUGUGACUUCUUAUUUCCACCUCUGUGAGUAUAAAGAAAAUAAAUUCCCCUGUGUUUCCUGUGA